CUUAUGAGUCCCACAUCGGUAAAAAUAAAGAGAAGCUCAAAAUUACCUUAUAUAAACGAAGAUAUUGCGUCCCUAGCCGACUAACUAAUUGGGGCCAAAAAAGUGGGCUUGACGACAAACGGCCUUUAAUUGCGGGUACGUUUUAGAUAAUUUUAGACAAACACAAUAAACGUCUAUCAAUUUUGGAGUUUAAGAUUCCAAAAAUAUGUGAUUUUCGUAUAGGUUUUGUCAGGAAUGAAGCAUUCCAAGGAUCCGUUUGAAGCAGCACCUGUUGAAGAAGAUGAGAGAGCUGUGAAGAGAUGUAAAACGUCCGUGGUUGAGCUCACCAAAAACACAACUGGUGCUGAUCCUGUGAAGAUGGCCAACAAGAUGCAGACCAUUUUAUCACAAUUUACAGAGGAUCAAAUGAGCAGAUAUGAAUCUUUCAGGAGAUCUGCUUUUAAAAAAUCAGACAUGGAGAAGUUAGUACAGAGAAUCACAGGGGGUCCGAAGAUCGACGACACUAUGAAUAUCGUUGUGCGUGGUAUCACAAAGAUGUUUGUUGGUGACCUUGUGGAAACAGCUCGAGUUGUUAUGAGGGAAAGGAAAGAAUCAGGACCUAUUAGACCUUGCCAUAUCAGAGAGUCCUAUCGAAGACUAAAGCUCCAAGGAAAAGUGCCUCAGAGAUCAGUUCAACGGCUUUUCCGCUAGUCAGAAUGACGAGGUUACAAAGUAGUGACUUGGAUAAAGAGUAACCAUCAUGUUCUAAGCCAAACGUGACCAAGUCUUUGUAUUAUUUUCUAGCUUGCUUAAUAAUUAGAGAACAAGUGCACACAAUAAGAUCAGAAACAAUUUGCCAUCUCUCUCAUUACUCUUAAAAGAAUUCACCUUUUAAG
Molecule: messenger RNA, 875 nt
Organism: Arabidopsis lyrata subsp. lyrata
Lineage: Eukaryota; Viridiplantae; Streptophyta; Magnoliopsida; Brassicales; Brassicaceae
Product: transcription initiation factor TFIID subunit 11b
Exons: 1
Coding region: 235-690 (151 amino acids)
Biological process (GO): RNA polymerase II preinitiation complex assembly; transcription initiation at RNA polymerase II promoter
Cellular component (GO): transcription factor TFIID complex; nucleus
Molecular function (GO): transcription coactivator activity; protein heterodimerization activity
Source: RefSeq, a predicted model, not a curated record